Molecule: messenger RNA, 853 nt
Organism: Oncorhynchus nerka (sockeye salmon)
Lineage: Eukaryota; Metazoa; Chordata; Actinopteri; Salmoniformes; Salmonidae
Product: integrator complex subunit 14-like
Exons: 5
Coding region: 1-816 (271 amino acids)
Biological process (GO): snRNA 3'-end processing
Cellular component (GO): integrator complex
Source: RefSeq, a predicted model, not a curated record
AUGGACGUCUCUGUCCAUGACGCGGCGGUCUCUCUGGAGCAGUGUUCCGAGGAGUUGCAGAGGAAGAACCUAGCUGUGGCCGGACUCACCAUGCUGUUUGAGCACAUGGUGUACAAAGGUCUGGCUAACACCAGGGACUACAACACCAUACAGGUACACAGGUCUGGCUACACCGGGGACUACAACACCCUACAGGUCUGGCUAACACCAGGGACUACAACACCCUACAGGUACACAGGUCUGGCUAACACAGGGACUACAACACCCUACAGGUACAAAGGUCUGGCUAACACCAGGGACUACAACACCCUACAGGAAGCCCUGAACAACCUGGAGGACUAUGACAAGACCUGCCUGGAGGCAGCUUUACACGGAGUCAGCAACGUGGUGCAGCAGGAGUGGGGCCACGCCUGUCCUACACAGGUGGUGUUGGUAACAGACGGCUCUCUGGGGAUCGGUAAAGGCUCUCUGAGACACUCCCUACAGACUCUGAAAGGACGACCAGAGGAUAAGAAGUUCCCCCUGCCCUUCCCUUUCCCUGCCAAGCUGUUCAUCAUGUGCAUCGCUAACGCAGAGGAGUUACAGAUGACAGACACGAUGCAUAACCUGGAGCAGCUGCUCCAGCUGAACGGAGGAGAUGGACAGAUCUUCACUAUGGAAGGCCAGCUCUGUCUGAAGAGUGUCCAGGUCAUGUUCGGGUGCGUAUGUCAACCCAGAAGCUUCCGUCCAACUCUUCAUGUUUACUUCUCAGGGUGGAAGCUAAAUCUGAAACUAGUGGAAACGACACAAGCGCCUGGCCCUUUCUCUGGGACCUAGCUAGGUCUUUGGUUGGCACAAUUAUCGUGUAACUGUG